Molecule: messenger RNA, 2551 nt
Organism: Xenopus laevis (African clawed frog)
Lineage: Eukaryota; Metazoa; Chordata; Amphibia; Anura; Pipidae
Gene: slc22a8l.L
Product: solute carrier family 22 (organic anion transporter), member 8-like, gene 1 L homeolog
Exons: 11
Coding region: 468-2063 (531 amino acids)
Source: RefSeq, a predicted model, not a curated record
CAUCCAGAGACUGUCUAUGCUAUGAAGAGAGACCUGCUCCUUACAACAAAACUCAGCUUUUUGCCUUUGUUUUAAGAAAGAACAAAGAUCGUCCUUUUAAUCUAACAAUAACCAGAGAGAUAACUGUGAAGACCUCCACCUGACUACAAUAUAUCAGCUACAUCUUGCACAGAUUCUGAGAAAAACAGAGCUAAACUUGUACAUUCAUUAAAUAUAAUAACUUUCAUCCAUCAUAACUUGGGCUGUUGUCCAGGGCAUUGCAGCUGGAUAUAUUUUCGUUCAGAUUUUUGACUGGUCUUUAAAGAGAAUUUAAAGAGAAUUACCUUUAACACAGAAUCUGGAGCAAACUGUUUGCAGCUAAGCACUGUAUAUCUCUUCAUAACUUCUUAUUCUUUCAACUGGGACAUCAGCUUAUCACCAUCAUCAGCACAAUAACUCUUUAGUCUUGUGUUUGUUGGCCUUCGAAUAUGGCCUUCUCUGAGCUCUUGGAAAAGGUGGGCAGCAUGGGACUGUUCCAGAUUCUCACGGUCAUUUUCCUCUCCAUCCCUGUGCUUUUUAUCUAUGGCCACAACCUUGUGCAAAAUUUCAGUGCAGGAGUCCCUGGUUAUCACUGCAAAGCCAAUGUUACUGAUGAAUUCAACCCUGCGAUACAAAAGCUUGGCCAUGAGAUAUGUCAGAGAGUGGCUGUUAACGAUACAGGAAUAGUAAUGAUGGAAUCAUGCAAAACAGGCUGGGCCUAUGACAAAAGCAUCUUCUCCUCUACCAUCGUGACAGAGUGGGACCUUGUGUGUGGUUUGGAGUCUCUGAAGGAACUUGCACAAUCUCUUUUUAUGGCUGGAGUUCUACUGGGUGCGCUGAUAUUUGGUCACCUUUCUGAUAGGUAUGGGCGUCGUGUCAUUUUGCUGUGCUCUCUCUUUAUGAUCGGCGUGAUGGGCACCGGAGCUGCAUUUUCUCCCAAUUUUAGUACCUAUUGCUGCUUCCGACUAUUAUUAGGUGUUGGAUUGUCUGGACUACUACUCAAUUACUUCUGCUUGAGCUUAGAGCUGGUUCCCCCAAAGUCCCGUACCCUGGUUGUCGCCAUACAGGGUUACUGCAGUACAUCUGGACAGGUGCUGUUGGCAGGGUUUGCAUAUGCCCUAAGAGACUGGCGUUGGUUGCAGCUGGCCAUUUCCUUGCCCUUCUUUAUCUUCUUUCUCUAUUCCUGGUGGCUACCCGAAUCUCUCCGUUGGCUAAUGGUAAACAACAAGCCAGAAAAAGCACUAAAAAAUCUGCAGAGAGUUGCAAAACUGAAUGGAAGAAAAGAAGAGGGACAGAAAAUCAGCCUGGAUAUGUUGCAGUGUGAGGUACAAGAAGAAUCAUCUAAAAAUGAAAACCCUAAAUUGGCCUCCUCCUCCUCCUGGUUUGACCUGUUUCGGACCCCAGGCAUGAGAAGGAUCUCCUGUUGUAUGCUGUGUAUAAGUUUUUCCAUCAAUAUGUCAUAUUUUGGCCUUUCUAUGGAUCUGCCUGUCUUCAGCUAUGGCCCUCAUGUGGUCCAGGUCAUUUUUGGAGCUAUAGACCUCAUUGCCAAGUUAAUGUCCACUAUAGCCCUCAGCUUCCUUGGCAGGCGAUGUGUGCAGUCUGGAACGCUCUUUUGUGCUGGAGCCUUACUCCUUUUGACUCUGGCCAUACCUCAAGAUUUUCCCUUGCUACGAAUAGUUUUAGUGGUCCUAGGCAAGGGUUGCCUCUCUGCCUCAUCACUGUGUUCCUACCUCUAUAGUGGAGAGCUGUUUCCUACAGUAGUCAGGCAGAGCGGUAUGGGCCUUACCACCAUGAUGGCUCGUCUUGGGGGCAUCGUUUCUCCAGUAGUAUUGAUGGCCAGGAGUUCAUAUCCUUUUCUUCCCUUACUGCUGUUUGGAGUAUCUUCUAUGGUCUCUGGGAUCUCUGCUCUCUUCCUGCCUGAACUGCACAAUGCACCCCUCCCAGACACCAUACAGGAAGUGGAAGACAGGGCCCGACAAAAAGUGACCCUGAGGGAACGAGAAAAAGAAAUUGUGAUCAAUGUAGUUCAUUCAACCAAAUUCUAAAAGUUCCACUACUGCCACCAUCUGGAACUGGUGCAACAUGACGCUGCCACAAUUGUGAUUUUAAUGGGAGAGUGAAAAGCCAAGGUGCAUAUGUGCCCUAUUUAAAGGUGUGUUUCUCCUUUUUCAACCGGCUGCCAUCAUCUCCUGCAUCAUGUCACCUCCAUGACAGAUUUUACUUUAUGGAUAUGGACAGACGGAUCUAUGUUUUAGAAACAGGAGAUGACGCUGCGGGGGGCCGACAAAUUAAGAGACAUACAUCGAAAGUAAAGCAGCAAGGAUAAAUAAGGGAUGAACAUUGUGAAGAUGAGGCAUUGUAUGAAGACAAAAUAGAUAUCAGCGAUUACAAAGCAAGAAGAAUAAGUAUAACAAUGGUUACCUUGCCUGCUAUAUCAAAGCCCAAGUGACCAAAUGACUAACUGGUUAAGUCAUGAAUACAAAGACAAAGACCAAAAAAAAAAAAUAGGUGAAAACAUGUAUAUGAAAAAUAC